Messenger RNA from Hyaloperonospora brassicae, 1599 nucleotides. The record is from the annotation of a GenBank genome assembly. Lineage: Eukaryota; Oomycota; Peronosporomycetes; Peronosporales; Peronosporaceae.
AUGCGUCUGCUUUGGCCUCUGUUGACGGCCACCGGUAUCUCUCUGUCGAUCGCUGCUCGCUCAACGACCGCGAGCGGUGGUGAAACCGAUGAUGCUCCUCGAUACUUGCCCGCCGUCGUUUCCCCCCCCAAGAUGAACGCGUCUAUCGCGCUGGAACUCGUGAAGGCCCACAGCGACGAGGAAAGGGGCGAGUCCCUGCUGACACCUCUGCUCGAACUAUUGAGCAAAGUGAAAAACGGUAUCCGGGCUACAGAGCACACCCCACUGGCCAUGCUCAAACGGUUGAAGAUCAAAGCAGGAGAGAACUCGGAGCAUGCCUUUGAUCAGCGUCUCAAGCAGUGGUUUCAAAAGGUUGAUACGCAUCGUGCUAAGUAUCCUGAAUAUACGGUGCAGAAAGAGGUUGAGGACUUGCUGACGCUGAUGGAUGCCCGUGAGCUGGCGAAGGUCUUAUACCGGUUUCGAAAGGUCCACAAUAUGCAGAGUCGCGUUAACGGCCUACAACAAGUGCUUGCCGCGAAAAAUGAUCGAGCCGUAUAUGACCUGAUUCCUGUAUGGCUGGACGACAGAGUGCCCCCUGACGAAGUCUUCGACAUGCUGCCUGUCGCAGCGAUGGAGCGAAUAAUCGAUCGUAAAAAGGAGUGGGAAAGGCGAGUAGUCGUCCACAAGUGGCUCCGAACGUAUAUAGGCUAUGUCGCCAAGUAUGUUGGGCGCGGUCUGUCGUACGACGACGCUGCUGUAGUCACGAAACUGGUGGAAAAGAGAGGGGAAGAAGAAUCGGUGGAUUUCUUGUUCACUCUGUGGGGUUAUAAUGGUGACAAGGACCGCGCUAACAGCCUCCAGAGUACGCUUGGCGUGAAAUACCCGAGCACAGUGGAGCUGAUGUUUGAUGAGUGGCUGGAGUUCGAUAGGUAUCCCAGCGAUGUCUACGAUAUGAUGCCCAUUGGAAUCAAUCAAGUCCUCACAAAGAAUCCACUAAAAGAGCGCAAGUCGUGGCACGUCAUCGAUUCUGCACUCACACCGUGGGUUACGUAUGGCGUGAGAUUCAACAAGAAACAUGGGGUUCACGCGCCUGAUCUCAGUGUAGACCAAACGAAAUUUUACGAUUUCGUAUCCUUCAUACUUCGCGAGCUGAAGUCAUGCAACGAACCACAAGACUUGGUGGAUUAUGUCGAACAUUUUCGGUCCGUCAAAGAAUUGGCUUUUCUCGCUCCAAAGCUUCAGCGACGUAUGCUCCUAGCGGAACAUAAUGAAUACGAGCCUCUAAUCUUCAAUGCGUGGGCGAAGUCAAAGCUGGAUCCUCGUAUCGUGUACGAUUCGAUGCCCGUUGCAUCAAUUUCCACAUUGGGCAUGAUAGUUGCACAAGGACUGGAACACGAGUGCGAACGGAUCGAGCAGUUGCUGAGGUACGUUGACGAUGUCCGAGUUCGCGAGUCCUUCAGCGACAAGCUAGUGAUUGAACUACUGCUGAGUGGAAGAGCCACGGUGGAUGCAUUGCGGCAUUAUUUUAAAGCGCUUGGAGAACGUGGCAGGAAGGAACGCUCUGGCCUACUGCUAGAAGCGUUGCAUAAUCAUGAACAGAAUCACGCCCCUUCGCCGUAG